Molecule: messenger RNA, 1189 nt
Organism: Drosophila guanche
Lineage: Eukaryota; Metazoa; Arthropoda; Insecta; Diptera; Drosophilidae
Gene: Gapdh2
Product: glyceraldehyde-3-phosphate dehydrogenase 2
Exons: 2
Coding region: 190-1188 (332 amino acids)
Biological process (GO): glucose metabolic process
Molecular function (GO): oxidoreductase activity, acting on the aldehyde or oxo group of donors, NAD or NADP as acceptor; NAD binding; NADP binding
Source: RefSeq, a predicted model, not a curated record
UCAUGCGAAAAAAAGCUCGCUCGCUGUGGUGGUUACGAUUGACGUAAACGUCCUUCAUUUGACUUUGAAAAUUUUCUCGGAAUAUUUUAACUCAACGAAAGUGUUCCACGCUUUUGAUACGGCACAGUCGAUUCCUUGCAAGCGAACUGAACGAAAUUGUGCUUAAACAACAUAAUAACAAGCUAAAAUAUGUCGAAAAUCGGUAUUAACGGAUUUGGACGCAUCGGCCGCCUGGUACUUCGCGCCGCUAUCGACAAGGGAGCCUCCGUUGUUGCCGUCAAUGAUCCAUUCAUCGAUGUCAACUACAUGGUGUAUCUCUUCAAGUUUGACUCAACUCAUGGACGUUUCAAGGGUACUGUCGUCGCUGAGGGCGGUUUCCUGGUUGUGAACGGCCAGAAAAUUACUGUUUUCAGCGAACGCGACCCAGCUAAUAUCAACUGGGCCAGCGCUGGUGCAGAAUACGUGGUAGAAUCCACUGGUGUAUUCACUACAAUUGAGAAGGCAUCUACUCACUUGAAGGGCGGUGCCAAGAAGGUUGUAAUUUCGGCACCAUCCGCAGAUGCACCCAUGUUUGUGUGCGGCGUCAAUUUGGAUGCCUAUAAACCAGACAUGAAGGUUGUGUCGAAUGCUUCCUGCACUACCAAUUGUUUGGCUCCCCUAGCCAAGGUUAUCAACGACAAUUUUGAGAUCGUUGAGGGUCUAAUGACCACUGUACAUGCCACUACAGCUACUCAGAAGACUGUCGAUGGUCCAUCCGGAAAAUUGUGGCGUGAUGGCCGUGGCGCUGCCCAGAAUAUUAUCCCAGCAUCCACUGGAGCUGCUAAAGCUGUUGGAAAAGUCAUUCCUGCUCUUAACGGCAAAUUGACUGGUAUGGCUUUCCGUGUUCCCACACCCAAUGUGUCCGUUGUCGAUUUGACUGUUCGCUUGGGCAAGGGCGCCAGCUAUGAUGAAAUUAAAGCCAAGGUACAGGAGGCUGCCAACGGUCCUCUGAAGGGCAUUCUUGGCUAUACUGACGAGGAAGUUGUCUCAACUGAUUUCCUUAGCGAUACUCACUCUUCAGUCUUUGAUGCUAAGGCUGGAAUAUCGCUUAACGACAAGUUUGUCAAACUUAUUUCUUGGUAUGACAACGAGUUCGGCUACUCAAACCGCGUCAUUGAUUUGAUCAAGUACAUGCAGAGCAAAGAUUAAA